Alternaria atra is the source of this 2820-nucleotide messenger RNA. RefSeq lists its product as uncharacterized. Gene Ontology annotation, biological process: phospholipid transport. Bases 1 to 2820 code for a protein of 939 amino acids. The record is from RefSeq and is a predicted model, not a curated record. Lineage: Eukaryota; Fungi; Ascomycota; Dothideomycetes; Pleosporales; Pleosporaceae. Gene Ontology annotation, cellular component: ERMES complex; endoplasmic reticulum. Gene Ontology annotation, molecular function: lipid binding. The transcript is spliced from 3 exons.
AUGAGCGGGGACUGGGGGUAUGGAGCUGUAUUUAAGAUAUUCGUAUGGGGCUACCUCGUAGGUGGGCUGACCCUUUUGCCCGCUGUACUUGUGGCCGCCUGGUUCUUGGGCACUAGACUCGUCGAACAAGAAAGCAUUACCGACACUACAGAUGCAGGGGCGACUUCACAACAACGUAGGAAGUCGGACGGAUCUACACACGGCAAGGACAACGAUAAUGUACACUUGGGAGUGGGCAUAGACGAGGAGAUACUGGACAAGCUGAAGGGAAGGACCCACGAGCCGGAUGCCUGUGCUGGAUACUUCGCGGUAUGCCGAGAGUACGUGCCAGGAGGCGUCAAUGGCAAACCUCCGGAUCGAACGACACCGGCUGGUGCUGUAGUAGCUGUAGAGAGCCCGAGCGUAUAUCAGUCCAUAUACAGGGGCAUAUUCGACAGGAAUAAGACUACAAGUCCCACAAUAGAAGCAACAAGUGCAAAGAACAAGAAGGCCCGCAAUGUCUUCUAUGUUGUCUUACGUCUCGGACACCUCAUGCUAUACGACAACGAAGACCAGCUCGAAGUACGCCACGUAAUAUCACUCGCGCAUUACAAAGUUGACAUAUAUGGGGGCGGAGAGCGCAUACCGGAGGGCGAGCUUUGGAUAAAGAGAAACUGCAUUCGACUCAUCCAGCAGCUGGACAGCAACAGUACUGCCGACGCGAAAGAUUUCUAUCUGUUCUCCGAUAACUGCUCCGAGAAGGAAGACUUCUACCACGCGAUGUUACACGCCCAAGAAAACCAGAAAGAUCCCACCGACACAGAUCACCCGUCCGUUCCGCUCAAAUUCGAUACACCCGAUCUUGUCAAGCUAGUGCAGCAGCUGCAUGCUUCGGAAGAGAACCUACAUACCCGCUGGAUCAAUGCGCUUAUUGGUAGAGUGUUUCUGGCUAUAUAUAAGACCUCGCAAGUCAAAGACUUUAUUGCGAGCAAGAUCAACAAGAAGAUCGCCCGGGUGCCGAAGCCUGCUAUCAUCAGCAGUGUACAGUUACGCAAGGUCGACAUGGGCACCCUGCCGCCCUUCAUCACGAACCCCAAGCUUAAAGAGCUAACUGUCGAUGGCGAUCUCGUUGUGGAGGCCGAUGUCAGCUACAAGGGAAACUUUCGCAUCGAAAUAUCAGCUACCGUACGAAUCGAUCUGGGCACUCGGUUCAAAACCCGCGAGGUGAUACUCGUGUUGGCCACGGUAUUGAAGAGGCUCGAUGGACAUAUUCUUAUCAGGGUCAAGCCUCCGCCUAGUAACAGACUCUGGAUGACGUUUGAGACACCGCCCAAGAUGGAGUUCUCGCUUGAGCCGAUCGUGAGUUCGCGUCAGAUUACCUAUGGUGUUGUCCUUAGGGCAAUCGAAAACCGCAUACGGGAAGUGGUGAAUGAGACAUUGGUUUUGCCCAACUGGGAUGACAUGCCGUUCACCGACACCAUUGCGCAGGUCAUAAGAGGCGGUGUCUGGGAAGACAGUGCGAAGGAUGAGGAGGAAGACGCCGAUAAGAUCAAACAAGAUGAAGCCGCACUCGAGACUGUAAUCUCAGAGGCUGAGAAACUUGAUGAAAAGACCGAUUCGGCGAGCGCGCACUUCUCCAUCGCUUCGAGUGUUGAUUCAGAAGAGGUCGGCACCGGUGUUUCUUCCUCGACGGAUCACAAGUCCUCAUCGGCUUCAGUGAGACCACGGGCAAUGCGGUCUUCAUCGUCUGUCGCCCAGGUGAAAAUUGACUCAUCGAACGCUUCUGCUGAAAUUUCAAAUGAUCGUAACAUGACACCAACAAGUGUCAAAUCACUUCCAGUCACGUCGCCUAUGAAGUCACCGAUGCGACCUAAAAGUGCACGAAAAACGACGGAUUCAUCAGAGAGCUCCUCGGAGGACACUUCUGCCGCAUCAAUAUACGCAGAAAGCACUAUGUCUGUACCAGUCCUCAAUACCGAGCACUCCCGAACAAGGUCGAAAGAGCUGUCCGCACAGGAAAUUGCUGCAGCAGCCGCAGCCGCAGCAGGAGCCAGUAAUAUGGCGACAAAGAAACAAACCAUCAAUCAAUCUCUCAACUCCGCCACAGCAGCAGCCAGAAACUGGCUCGCAGCCAAGCAAAAUACCAAAUCCAAUACCAACAACAACAGACCACCUACAUCCGAAGGCCCAAGCAUAGAUCACGACUCAUCAUCGUCGUCGUCUUUGGAUCCCCGCCCACAACUCCACUCAAACCCAUCAAUCUCAAAAUCCCACACAGAACCCAUGGGAAGAGGCCAGCCGCUCCCUCCCCCAGGCACACCUCUUCCGCACCCCAAGAACGAGAAAAGACAGACCUGGGCCAUCCCUGCCGCGGCCUCCAAUACCUUUGCUAAUCUCACAAAACGCAAACCCGUUGCCCCUACUACGAACUCGCCUGUCGUUUCCAGCAAAAGAUCAGUCGAAGAUCUCGUUGACAGCUCAAAAACAUCGUUGGGUACAGCUUCCUUGGGUACAGCCUCCCUCUUACCAGCUGCACAUUUCCCAGAUCAAGACGCUAGGACUGGUGGCAAUGCUGGAGAUCACGAUGACGAUGGAGAGGAUGUGUUUCGUGAGAUGCGCAGGAGGAAGAGUAGUGCUGCUAGUAAUGAGUUAGCGACGCCGCCUCCGCCGCUACCCAAACGAAGGCAAAGACAGCCGAGUCUGAAUUUGAGUGCGCAUCAGAGGCGGGCGAGUCAGAACCAGAACGUGCAGCCGUUUGGGAUGGGAGAGGAGCUAUUCGUUGUUGAGGCGCCGGCUGUGGAUGGGGGUGCGGGGAGGGAUGAUGAGGGGAGUAAGGCGUAA